This is a messenger RNA of Candoia aspera, 5363 nucleotides long. It is a transcript of the gene GART, whose product is annotated as phosphoribosylglycinamide formyltransferase, phosphoribosylglycinamide synthetase, phosphoribosylaminoimidazole synthetase. The coding region runs from base 113 to 3139 and encodes 1008 amino acids. The transcript is spliced from 22 exons. Gene Ontology annotation, cellular component: cytosol. Gene Ontology annotation, molecular function: ATP binding; metal ion binding; phosphoribosylamine-glycine ligase activity. The record is from RefSeq and is a predicted model, not a curated record. Gene Ontology annotation, biological process: adenine biosynthetic process; 'de novo' IMP biosynthetic process. Lineage: Eukaryota; Metazoa; Chordata; Lepidosauria; Squamata; Candoiidae.
UCAUUAGUAUGAACUUGAUCGGCUUAUAGCUGAAGGGUCCUCUCUAUUUCUUUCCUUUUUUGCCUGCCUUUUUUGGAAUAUUCCUCUUUGCAGAUUGCUACUAUCACAAUUGAUGGCUGAUCGAGUGCUUGUGGUUGGCAGUGGAGGCAGAGAACAUGUUCUGGCUUGGAAAUUGGCACAGUCUCCACACCUGAAACAAGUCCUGGUUGCUCCAGGAAAUGCUGGAACAGCCAAUGAUGGGAAAAUUUCUAAUUCAGUAAUCUCAAUCAGUGAUCAUGCUGCCCUUUCCACAUACUGCAAAGACCAGAAGAUUGACCUUGUGGUGGUUGGUCCAGAAGUCCCCCUUGCUGCUGGAAUUGUUGAUGACUUGGCAGCUGCUGGUGUGAGAUGCUUUGGUCCUACAGCAAAGGCAGCUCAGCUCGAGUCAAGUAAGAGUUUUUCCAAAGCCUUUCUAGAUCGUCAUGGCAUCCCUACUGCACAAUGGAAAGCUUUCACUAAUGAGGAAGAAGCUUGCACUUUUAUUACUAGUGCAUCAUUCCCUGCCCUAGUUGUAAAAGCGAGUGGUCUGGCUGCUGGAAAAGGAGUGAUUGUGGCUGCUAACAAAGAAGAGGCCUGCCAAGCUGUGCAUGAAAUAAUGCGAGAUAAAACUUUUGGAGCAGCUGGAGAAACUAUCGUGGUUGAGGAACUUCUUGAAGGAGAAGAAGUUUCUUGCUUGUGCUUCACAGAUGGCGUCACUGUUGCUCCCAUGCCUCCUGCCCAGGAUCACAAACGGUUAAUGGAUGGUGAUCAAGGACCAAACACUGGUGGAAUGGGUGCAUACUCCCCGGCCCCUCAGCUGUCUGAAGAUCUGCUUCUGAAAAUCAGAAAUUCUGUUCUCCAGAAAACAAUUGAUGGUAUGAGAAAAGAAGGUAUCCCAUACACAGGUGUGCUUUAUGCGGGGUUAAUGCUAACAAAAGAUGGACCUAAAGUUUUGGAGUUCAACUGUAGAUUUGGUGACCCUGAAUGCCAGGUAAUUCUCCCACUUCUUAAAAGUGACCUUUAUGAGGUUAUGCAAGCAACCAUUGAUAAGAAGUUAUCCAACUGCAUGCCUGUUUGGUGUGAAGAUCGUGCAGCUGUUACUGUGGUCAUGGCUAGUGAAGGCUAUCCAGGAAUUUAUGCCAAGGGUUUGGAAAUAAUAGGACUUUCUCGAGCUAAAGAACAAGGCUUGGAGGUAUUCCAUGCUGGCACAACCCUAAAAGAUGGCAAGGUGGUGACCAGUGGUGGAAGAGUCCUCACUGUGACAGCUAUCAAGAAAGACCUUAUAUCGGCACUGGAACAUGCCAACAAAGGAGUUGAAAUCAUUCGUUUCAAAGGGGCCAUUUAUAGAAAGGACAUUGGUUAUCGGGCUGUUGCUUUCCUUAAACAAUCCAGAGGCCUAACAUAUAAAGACAGUGGUGUAGAUAUUGCAGCUGGUAACACCUUGGUUCAGAAAAUUAAACCUUUAGCAGCAGCCACAUCUAGAUCAGGCUGUAAUGCUGAACUUGGAGGCUUUGCUGGCCUGUUUGACCUAAAGGAAGCUGGAUAUAAAGAUCCAAUUUUGGUGUCUGGUACUGAUGGUGUUGGAACAAAGCUCAAGAUUGCCCAGUUGUAUAAUAAGCAUAACACAAUCGGUCAAGACUUGGUCGCCAUGUGUGUCAACGACAUCCUAGCUCAAGGAGCCGAGCCUCUCUUUUUCCUUGACUAUUUUGCCUGUGGGAAACUUGAUGUCAGGAUGGCUCAGACAAUCAUAGCUGGAAUAGCAGAAGCUUGUAAACUAGCAGGCUGUGCUCUCCUUGGUGGAGAGACUGCUGAAAUGCCUGGCAUGUAUCCACCUGGAGAAUAUGACCUCGGGGGAUUUGCUGUGGGUGCUGUAGAACGGGGACAGAUGCUCCCCCAGCUUGACAAGAUCACUGAUGGAGACGUAAUUCUUGGAAUUGCUUCCUCUGGUGUUCACAGCAAUGGGUUUAGCCUUGUGAGAAAGAUUGUUGAAAAAUCCUCUUUAGAUUUUUCCUCUCCUUCAGUGGGUGACUGUCCUGAACAAACCCUGGGAGAACAGUUACUCACACCUACUAAAAUCUACAGCAAGAUUCUUUUGCCAGUCCUUCAUUCAGGUAAUGUGAAAGCAUAUGCCCAUAUUACUGGAGGAGGGCUGCUUGAAAACAUUCCACGUGUCCUGCCAGCAUCAAUUGGUGUAGUACUAGAUGCCUUGCAUUGGAAGAUACCCAGCAUCUUUUCCUGGCUUCAGAGGGAGGGAAAACUAUCAGAGGAGGAAAUGACACGAACAUUUAAUUGUGGGAUUGGUGCAGUCCUCGUUGUACAGAAGGAGGUGGCUGGGAAAGUCCUAAGUGACAUUCGGAGGCAUGAGGAGGCAUGGUUGAUUGGGAAAGUUGUGCGGCAUCAAGCAGGUUCUGCUCAGGUUAAAGUCAAUAACUUGCUCCAAGCCUUACAAGCAAAUAGAUUACAGUCCUUGCACAGCAAGCAAAUAAAAAUGGAGCCAAGCAAAACAAGAGUUGGCAUCCUCAUCUCUGGAACAGGUACUAAUAUGGAAGCUCUGAUUGCCAGUGCAAAGAAGCCAAACAGCUCUGCAGAAAUAGUGCUUGUCAUUUCUAAUAAAGCUGAUGCAGAAGGGCUUAAAAAAGCGGAAAGAGAUGGAAUUCCCACAAAAGUAAUUAACCACAAGGACUACAGCAAUCGUAUAGAAUUUGACAAUGCCGUUGAUCAAGUCCUGGAUGAGUUUUCAAUAGAACUGAUUUGUCUUGCAGGAUUUAUGCGCAUCUUAUCUGGUCCUUUUGUUAGAAAGUGGGCUGGAAAAAUUUUGAAUAUUCACCCUUCUUUGCUGCCUUCAUUUAAAGGAGCUAAUGCCCAUAAACUGGUACUGGAGGCUGGAGUCCGUGUCACUGGCUGCACUGUGCACUUUGUUGCUGAAGAAGUUGAUGCUGGAGCAAUAAUAUUUCAAGAAGCUGUUCCAGUAAAGAUUGGAGACACAGAGAAGACUUUGUCAGAAAGAGUGAAGGAGGCAGAACACAAAGCCUUCCCUACUGCUAUGCAGUUAGUGGCAAGUGGAGCAGUACAAUUAGGAAGAGAUGGGAAGCUGUGCUGGAAUUUGGAAAAGCAUAACUAAAACAUAGAGGGGAUAAAAACAGCAACAAUUCUGAUACAUAUUUUGGUUUCUGAGUUUAGCAUAGGGUGGCAGGAUUUACAAUCUUAACCAAGCGACUCAAGCCAAUAGGUCACAAAAAUAAAAGGAAUGAACCUGCUGUCUCUUAUACUCAAAACAGAACUGUAUGGAGAUAAGUCUAAGUGACAAGCCAUUUGUGUGAUCAGUUUAUCCAUAGUAGAACAGGUUGUUACCUGAAAACUAUGUAGAGAGCCACUUAGCCCAAAUAGUUUGCCAUUUUACCUGUUACCUAUCACAGAAUUCUGUUUCAAGGGGUCAGACCCUAUGUUUAAAUCAGGCCUAAGAAAGGCACCACAAAAAGAAUAGGUCAUAACCACAUGUAUGAAUUAAGCAUUUUAAAAGUACCAAUAAUAGUUUUUCCUGCUAAGUAUUAAGGUAAUCCAGAAUCAAGUUCCUUCAUUCUCUUUUCCAUUGUAGUGAUAACAAAAGUUCUUGUGUUUUGUAAUCCUGUAUUAAAUACUCUGAACAUAGCAAUAUUGUUGAACAAAGCAGUAUCAUUCAAUACCAGGGCUAUACAUACAGUUGUAAUCAAAAUUAUUCAACCCCCAUUGCAAAUCAGGUUGAUUGUCAAAAUGUACAGACUUUCAGCUGUUUGCAAUGAACAGAUCAAACAAAAGCAAUUGAAAUAGCUCAACAGAACAAACGUUUCAAGUGGUGUCCCCAGAGUCAACUGAAAAUGCAACUUAUCAUGACUUCUCCAGCCUCAAACCCUUAUUCAAACCCUUCAUGGCAAGCAUCUUCAGUACUUAGUAGAGCACCCUUUUGCUGUUAUGACCUGCUGCAAAUGAUAGCCAGACACCAGCUUCUGGCAGUGUUCCUGAGGAAUUGUAGCCCAUUCCUCAUGAGCAAUGGCCUCCAGUUCAGUAAUAUUCUUGGGCUUGUGUGUUGCAACCGCCUUCGUGAAAUCCCACCAGAGACUUUCUAUGGGGUUCAAGUCAGGUAACUGUGAUGGCCACUGUAGAAUCUUCCAGGACUUCUUCUGCAUCCAAGCCUUAGUGGAAUUUGAGGUACGCUUGGGAUCAUUGUCCUGCUGGAAGGUCCAGUGACACUCAAGCUUCAGCUUCCUUACAGAUGGCAUGACGUUUUCUCCUAGGAUUUCCUGAUACUUCAGUGAAUCCAUCUUGUCAUCCACAUGCUGCAGGUUUCCAGUGCCAGAGGAUGCAAAGCAGCCCAAGAGCAUCACCGAGCCACCACCUUGCUUAACUGUAGGCAGAGUGUUCUUUUCAGCAUACUAAACACAGAAGGUUUCUAUGCUAGAGCUUCAAGACGUACACCACUACUGACCCAAAAGCACAAGAAAAGGCUCCAAUAUGCUCAAAAUCAUAUAAAUAAGCCACAGAAGUUUUGGGAUUCUGUUCUGUGGAGUGAUGAAACAAAACUGGAACUUUUUGGCCUGAUGGAUCAGCGGUAUGUCUGGAGGAAGAAGAAUGAAGCAUACGCUGAAAAGAACACUCUGCCUACAGUUAAGCAUGGUGGUGGCUUGGUGAUGCUCUGGGGCUGCUUUGCAUCCUCUGUACUGAGGACACUCUGUACUGAAGAUACUUGCCAUGAAAGGGGUUGAAUAAUUUUGAGACUGGAGAAGUCAUUAUAAGUUGCAUUUUCAGUUGAAUUUGGGGACACCACUUGAAACAUUUGUUCUGUUGAGCUAUUUCAAUUGCUUUUGUUUGAUUUGUUCAUUGCAAACAGCUGAAAGUCUGUACAUUUUGACAACCUGAUUUGCAAUGGGGGUUGAAUAAUUUCUAUUACAACUGUAACUGAUCUCCUAUGUGAGACAAAUCCUUUCACCCACUUUUCUAGAUAAAUUGUACUGUGAAACAUUCAAGUGGUAUAUUUUUUUCAUUAUGGAAUCAUGCAACAACCUUUUUUCAGGAUAUUUUUAUCUUAGCAGUUAACAUUAUGGAGAUAAACAGAAAUUCAUUUAAUUCCUGUUUGAAAGUAAAAAUGGAAUUAUGGGCCUAAAUAUUAUGUACUUCUUCAAAAAGCAUUUUAUUACUGUCUUUUAAAGGGAAUAAAUAUGUAGUUCCACUGAACUAUAUUUUUGUUACUAACAUAAAUGAUUGGAAGCCAGACUAUAGCUCAGUUACUGCGACAUUCCUUUUAACUCUGUUUUUAUAUCCAAAGUUUCUGUGAUCUGAAAUCCUAUUAAAAUAAAAUGUUUCAAAAUUCA